Molecule: messenger RNA, 5105 nt
Organism: Belonocnema kinseyi
Lineage: Eukaryota; Metazoa; Arthropoda; Insecta; Hymenoptera; Cynipidae
Gene: drpr
Product: protein draper
Exons: 18
Coding region: 340-3369 (1009 amino acids)
Molecular function (GO): protein binding; scavenger receptor activity
Source: RefSeq, a predicted model, not a curated record
AGUGAGCGUGAGUUGCGUGGCUGGUGUCUGCGUGUGUAUUUCUUAAGUUUGCGUGUCCGUGGCUUUUAAACUCAAAAACAAGUUCUAUAAGACAGUGCAUUUACUUGGAUUAAACGGCAGAUUCACGACAAAUAGGAGAUAAUUAUGUAAGCUGCCGAGUGCCGAUGGACCAAGCUGGAGAAAAAAAUCCUGAAAAACACUCCUGGUUGAGUUGUUUGAAAAUUCGGGCUGGAUCGAGGAUAGAGUUGAAGAGAUGAAAGAUCGAGGCUGAAAGAACAAAUUUCAACUCGAGUAGUCGAGUUUAGAAAAGUAGAAAUACAGAAUUAAAAUCUGGGAGAAAUGGCGUUCGUUGCCAAAAUAUCUGCUGUAGUGGCAACAACCCUGAUAUUCGUGACAAUAACAGUUGCUGCUUUAGAGGGUUCCAAUGUCUGUACGAAACAGCUAGAGUAUUAUGUCACAGUUACGGUAACUGAACAGAAACCUUACAUGGAACGGGAACACACUUGGUGCUUGAGUUUUCCACCGAGGUGUUCCAAAUAUAAAGUAAUUUACAAGACUGUAUAUAAAACUCAGACGUUAACAAAACACAAACCAGUUGAUGAAUGUUGUAAGGGUUACACCUUGACAACAGACGGAGAACGUUGCAUUCCUGUAUGUUCAGAAGAUUGUCGUCAUGGUCGUUGUACAGCUCCGGACGUAUGUACUUGUGAAUCAGGAUACGGUGGUCCACAUUGCGACCUCAAAUGUCCUUUCGGAAAAUGGGGCAAGGACUGUCAAAGUAGUUGUAUGUGUCAAAAUGAUGCUAGUUGUGAUCCUUUCGAUGGCAAAUGUAUUUGUACUAAAGGAUGGAAGGGAGGGUUGUGUGAUGAACCAUGUUCUUCGGGUCGGUAUGGACAGGAUUGCGGAGAAGUUUGCAAAUGUGAAAAUGGGGGCAGCUGUCACCACAUUUCUGGCGAAUGUCACUGUGCUGCUGGAUACACUGGAGCGCUAUGUACAAAGAAGUGUCCUAAAAAUAAACAUGGAGAAGAGUGCAAAUCUGAGUGUCGCUGUCAAAACGGUGGAACAUGUGAUAACAUAACCGGAAACUGUACAUGUACUCCUGGCUGGAUGGGGUCAGCCUGUGCAAAUAGGUGUCCAGAUGGCUUCUGGGGAAAAAAUUGUUCCUUGCCAUGUGACUGCUACAAUGGCGCAACAUGUCACCACAUUACCGGCGACUGUUUGUGCAAGCCCGGGUUCAAAGGAGAAAAAUGUCUCAACAAUUGUCCGAAGGGAACCUUCGGCCAGAAUUGCACAGGUCAUUGCAGUUGUCUAAAUGAAGCUACUUGUAAUCCAGUUGACGGCAAAUGCGAGUGCAGUCCAGGAUGGACGGGAAGAAAUUGCCACGACAGAGCUUGUCCUAAUGGAUUCUACGGCGCUAAUUGCGAAAAGCCUUGUGAAUGCAACGAGGAAAAUACGGAACUUUGUCAUCCAUGGCGCGGUGAUUGCCAUUGUAAAUCUGGAUGGGGUGGCAUUACUUGUUCGCGAACUUGUCCUUUUCUGACUUACGGGAAAAAUUGCGAACACAAAUGUAAAUGCCAGAACAACUCUCAGUGUUCUCCCAUCAAUGGAAGGUGCAUUUGCGCCGCAGGAUUUAAAGGUGAGGAUUGUAGUGAAGUCUGUCCCGAAAAUACCUACGGUGAAGACUGUGCACAGAAAUGUGCAUGCAAAAAUGGAGCCAACUGCUUGAAGGAAAACGGACGCUGCACCUGCACUGCCGGAUGGGUUGGAGUCCUAUGCGAUCGUCCUUGCGACGACAAAUUCUUUGGUCUGGGCUGUGAAAGUGAAUGCCAGUGCUAUAACGAUGCAGCCUGCAAUCCGCAGAAUGGCGCAUGCACCUGUGCUGCUGGGUUCACCGGUGAGCAUUGCAAAGACAAGUGUGAGAACGGAUUCUUCGGGCAUAAUUGCGCACAGCAAUGUGACUGUGAACCAGAUAAUAGUAAUGGCUGUGAUCCUGCUACCGGUCGUUGUAUCUGCAAGCUUCAAUGGAAAGGAAUUCGAUGUGAAACCAAAUGUCCUCCUGGUCUUUAUGGGGAGAAAUGUGACUCGCAAUGCAACUGUAAGAAUAAUAGUUCCUGUGACGCAAAUACUGGAGCCUGUGUUUGCUCCAGAGGUUGGGACGGUCCAGACUGUAAUCAGCCUUGUAAAGAAGGAUAUUAUGGUAUUGGCUGUAAAGAGAAGUGUCCUGAAAGAAUUCAAGGAAACAUGACCUGUGAUCAUGUCACUGGAGAGUAUGUCUGCAGGCCAGGUUACUUAGGACUCACUUGCGAACAUCCAUGUCCUCCGAAUAGAUUUGGAUUGAACUGUGCUAAACACUGUACCUGUCAACAUGGAGGAGAGUGUAAUCACGUAACAGGAAAAUGUCAAUGCAUUCCUGGAUGGAAAGGAAAAGAUUGCGAAAUAUCUUGCCCGUUAGGAACUUACGGGAACAAUUGUACACAGCAUUGUAGAUGUGAGAAUGGUGGCCUAUGCAGGCCUCAUGAUGGUACCUGUAAAUGUAGCUCUGGAUGGACUGGAACCAGAUGCACGGAAAUUUGUCCGGAAGGAUAUUUCGGAGACCAUUGCAUGACACCGUGUGAAUGCAAAAGUGAUUCUUACAUUUGUCAUCCAAUUGAUGGGUGUAUCUGUAAGCACGGAUUUACAGGUCCGCAAUGCAGAGAUCAACUGACUUCCCGGACUUUCCAAGAAAAGGAAGAAGCAGGGAUCGGCAGUAUUAUUGGAGGGAUAUUUGCUGCUAUAAUGGUAGUCGCGAUAUCUCUUGCUGCCUGGUUUUAUCAUCGACGAAAAGUGUCAGAUUUAAAGAAGGAGAUGGUUCAAGUGCAAUAUAUCGCCGAACCAGUAACCACACCUGAGCGUACUCAAUUCGAUAAUCCUGUGUACUCGUAUCAAGGGUCGUCAAGGUUUGACGAUGGAACUGCUACGCUACUUAACAAUAUUCAAAUCAAAAACGAUCUGGGAAGGAAGAACGUAAACACCAAAAGAGUAAAACUUGGCGGACCUGGAGGCUGCAAUGAUGACGACAAUGAUAGUUGUAGAGGUGCUUAUGGAGUCUAUGAACAAUCAUCUACCCAGAAAAAUAAAGACGCGGAUUCAGGAAACCCGAACGUGAAUAUUUACUACAGCAUAGACGAGAUGGAUUCUAAAAGGGGAGAGCACUUUUACGAAGAUAUAAAGCAGAAGACAGCUGAAUUGGAGUACGAUCAUCUUAAUUAUUCUCCAGCUCAAAAUGAUUGGAAGCUUCAUUAUCAGCACAUGGCUAAUGGAUUUGGAUCGAAGGACGGUAGUGGACCCAGUAAACCCAAGGAGCAGGAUCCGGAAGCUGGUAGGAAAUAAAUCAAUCAUCAUCAAUGCAGGAUAGCGUUGUUAAGUUUUGCUCAGUAUACUGGAAAGUUACUUUCUGAGAAGGAAAUACUCGCGCAGGCAUCAUUCUGAUUCACAAGACUCAAUGCAUUUUGACUUUUUAGUUCACUUCUAGGACUUGUAGUAUUCUAGAGUUUGUCAACCGAUCGGCGAGAUUUGUUUUGAGUCCAGAUUGGGUGGAUAUUAUCCGUCUGUUGUUGUGACAGAGGAAAGAAAGUCUUCAAAGAAAUCCGUUAUCGAGACGUAAUCUUAUUCGAUGAUUUAAUAAUGAAUUCAUUAUGUUUAAAGAAAUCGCUCUAUUUUGUAAAUAGGCAUGUAUCAUCCCAUUAUGAAAAAUGCCGCAAUGUUUUUAAAAUAAUCUAAGAGAUCUGCCAAUACGAUUUCUAGAAGGAAUGAGAAUGUAGUGCAAUGUGGAAGAAGAUUGAGUUUGUAAAUGGAAAUGGCUUAUUUUAGUAUUGAUCAAGUUUUAAAAAGUAUCAAAUGAAUUUGAAAAAUUUAUUUAAAGUGCAUUUGAUCUGUGUUAAUCAAUCUUCCAGUUUUGUAUCUCACAUUUAGUUGUAUUUUGUAAUUUAUUUUGUCUUAAUAAUAAAUAUCAAUUUGUAAAUCUUUAUCACUGAAACUAAUGCAGAGUACUUUAUGUCUAAUUUAUAUAUUUUUGCAAUGAUUGUAUUCAUAAAGUUAUAUAUUUUGUCCAAGCAUAAAGUUAUAAUACACCAUGCCAUUUCUUAAAGGUGUACGUUUUAUCGUUACAAAAAAUUAAAUUUUAUAAUUCGCUGGAGAGUGUUUUUACGGUAGACGGAAGAAAAGUGUUUUUAUUUUUUAUCGAUGGCAGGACAGCGAUAAAGCGAUUUCGAUUUCUCGUGAAUGUUUUCGUUUUCAUUAUCUUUCAAUACUCUUUCAAAUGUAUUAUACAAUAUUUACAGCGAGUGAUGCACGAAUUCGAAAACAUUUGUGAUAUUGUUUCGCUCUACAUUUGAUUAUGUUUUUUUUUUACUUUUUGUGGUAUGUUUUAUAUAUUUAAUGUAUACAUUUAUAUAUAUAUAUAUAUAUGAUUGUAUAUUAUUUUUAAGUGCGAUCUACAGUUGUAUUCAUUUAUGUGUUCUGUCUUUUUCGUGCAGACGUGUAGAUGUUUCAGAAUUUAAUCGGGGUAUAAACAACGAUAGUUGUAAAAUUUAUAUUACUACAUAUUUUUAUCGAGAUUCACAUAUCCUGAAGCUCCAGAGGGAUGCUAAUCUUAAUUUAGUCAAAAAAUGGAUCGACCACGUUGAAAAUAUAUGGAAUAUUUUUUAUAAUGUUUAGCAUUAAAAACUAUACAUGUAAAAGUUUUAUAUUGAGUAUCUGAGAUACUUUAAAUAGUUGGCAAGUGGGAAACUUGAAGAAAUUUAUAAUCUACUUAAAAUUUUUGGAUUAGAAUCAAAUAUUUUUUUCUAUGUAUUUAUAAAAAAGUUCAUUAUCCUCGGAUUAUGAAAUAUUUUGGAAAGUGGUAUGUGAUCUCAAAUUGUAGCUGCAAGCAAAAAGAGUGAAUGUGUGACCUUUACCUGUGAUAAAAUAAUGGAAUAGAGAAAAAAGAAAUUAUGCAAAGGAAAUAUGUUUACGAAAAUAUCGGAUGCGCUCUAUCUUAUGUGAAAUUAACAUGCAUGAGUAACCUGCGUUUACUUGGGAAAUAAUAAAAUCCUAGCUUCUGAAAUAAAGCUGGGACAUUAACAAAA